Messenger RNA from Xyrichtys novacula (pearly razorfish), 687 nucleotides. NCBI's taxonomy places the organism in Eukaryota, Metazoa, Chordata, Actinopteri, Labriformes, Labridae. The record is from the annotation of a GenBank genome assembly.
AUGGACACACCAAAGUAAGAGGACACAGAAGAACCUUAAACCUGCAUAAAUGCCGAUUUCAGUCCAAAAGAAAGGAGGUUUACAGACCAGUGUUUGAAGCUCUGGUGGUUUUGUCUCCCUUCUUUAUGAGGCCCAGAGAUUGUGUGGUUACACAGAGGUCAGGCCGUGUUUUCAAACUAUGUUGGUGCUUCUUAUUUUUGUUCCCGUGUUGCUCUUUCCACCCAGGUCCCCCGAUGGGAUACGAGAGUCACUAUACUGCGGAAACCCUCAACCCAGGCCAGUCCAGUUUCACACGGUCUUAUAUAACGGACAUGGAAGGAUGGACAACAAGAUACCAGGAGCUACAAGGUCAAAGGUGAGUAUAAAUACAUUUCCAUGUUUGUCUUUCGUGGGUUUGGGGUCAUCUCAGGGUCUGUCUGCACACUUCAGGACACGCAGGGCACGGUGGACGGACGCCUGGCUGUUGGGACAAACCGUGCACGGGGAGAAUGGCAGGAAACAGACGAGGAAUUCAGAUGUGGGAGUGGCGAUGGAUGGUUAGGUCAACAGGAUGAUGAGGGAGGAGAGGAGCCCAUUAGGCCGAAUGGAGAGGCAUCGGUGGUGUCAUCGCACAAAGAGGGAGGAUUUUUCAUCAUUUCCUCCGCUCCGUUGGUCAAAUCAUUACUGAUGUCCCUCCAAGCAGAGUGA